CUGUUAGGUUAUAAAAUGUCCGUCACAAGUGCGGAAAAUUUAGAGACGUAUUUACCGUGGGUACCUUUCUUUAAAAUCACAAUGGACGUGGAUUCAGUAACAACAUCUUAUUUACCGUAUGCAACUUAUUUUCUGCUGGCCGGCAUUGUAGUAUUAAUUGCAAUAAACUAUUACAUCGAAACCACUCGAGUAGUCCGUCUUAUAAAGAAACUACCAGGUCCAACAUCUUUACCCGUUUUUGGUCGAUCAUUGCAGUAUCUUAAUGUGUCUCCUGAAAAUGCGAUAAAAAUAGGUUGUGAAUUAUAUAAACAGUAUGGAACUGUAAUGGGCGGAUAUGCUGGUACAGUAGCAGUAGUUGCACUGAUAGAUCCAGUAGAUAUUGAAGUAAUCUUGAGCAGUCCUGAGCAUAUUGACAAAUCCCACGAGUAUAGACUGUUCAAACCGUGGCUUGGAGACGGUUUGCUGAUCACAAAAGGUGACAAAUGGCGCAGACAUAGAAAGAUGAUUGCGCCCACGUUUCAUAUGAGUAUCUUGAAGACUUUUGUACCUUUAUUUUACGAGAACAGCAUAGAUCUCGUGGAUCGACUUCGGGAUAAAGUUGGAGAGGAAUUCGAUUGCCACGAUUAUCUAUCAGCCGUAACAGUCGAUAUUUUAACAGAAACAGCGAUGGGAGUUAAAAGGAAGAAAACCGGAUUUGAUUAUGCUAUGGCCGUGAUGAAAAUGAGCGACAUCUUACACCGAAGACAUCUUAGUCCAUAUUUACGAUUUGAUCAAAUAUUCCAAUUUUCGAAGUUUGCCAAGAUUCAAGAGAAAUUGCUUAAGACUAUUCAUACACUAACAGAACGAGUAAUCACAGAGAAAUCAAACGAAUUCGAAGAAAAACUUACGAAAAGCCACCAAAUGAAAGACGUGCAAAACGAUGAACAAAGGAAACAUUUGAAUGCGACCGAAAAUACGAACGAUUCUAAAAAUAGUACCACUAACCAAAUGCAUUACGUAAGAGAUGAUCUCGAUGAAAAUGAUGAGAACGACGUAGGCGAGAAAAAGCGACUUGCUCUCCUAGAAAUGAUGCUUGAUUUGAAAAAGAAGGGGCAAUGGACUGACGAGGAGAUCUGGGAAGAAGUGAACACCAUCAUGUUUGAGGGCCAUGAUACUACGGCAGCUGGCUCGAGUUUUACACUUUGUGUCCUAGGAAAUCAUCCAGACAUUCAGGCUCGUGUGCACGAAGAAAUAGACACAAUUUUUGGCGAUAACGACAGACCAUGCACUUUCCAAGAUACGUUAGAAAUGAAAUAUCUCGAGAGAGUUAUUAUGGAAACUUUGAGACUUUUCCCACCGGUACCUACGAUUGCUAGACAACUUAACAGGGAAGUGAAAAUAGUUACAGGCGGUUAUGUUCUUCCAAAGUCUUGCACGAUAGUUAUCCCCCAAUUUGCAGUGCAUCGUUUAGAAAAAUAUUAUCCGAAUCCAGAAGUAUUUAAUCCAGAUAACUUUUUACCAGAAAAAAUGCAGGAAAGACAUCAUUAUGCGUUUAUUCCUUUCAGUGCUGGGCCAAGAUCUUGCGUGGGACGGAAAUUUGCUAUGCUAAAACUGAAAGUUUUGUUGUCGACGAUACUGAGGAAUUAUCGUAUUACUUCUGAUACGCCAGACCAUGCUUUCCAUCUGAAAGGUGACAUUAUUCUGAAAAGACAUGAUGGAUUUAUGAUCAAAGUUGAGCCGCGCAAACCAACUCCUUCUAAAUAGAAAUAGCCGGAAGUUAGAUUUCUAUGUGUCGCAACAAAAAUUUAUCACUAUUUCGUGUAUUUGUUAGAAAAUUGUUUGUAGCCUGCAAAACUUAUAGCAGCAACAUUCUAGUAAUACCUUCUGGAAGGUUUAGGUUUCAUGACUAAACAUUCACGUUGGCUAAAAAUGAAUUUCAAUAUCAUAACUCGAAUAAACUUUGUAAGGAAUAUAACUGUUUAUGUACCACAAUCCAACUUUAUAAAGUAUAGUUAAAGGAUGGGCGUCAUAGAAAGACUUUCUUCCCAACAUUCACUAACAGUUCAGAUAGAAAUUCUGUUUCCGUUAUUUAAAUUGAUUAAAUACAAAACAUAUGCGAUGUCGCAGUAUUGGUAAUUUAUUUAUAUAUCUCAAAACAAUACGAAAGGAGGUGCACAGGGCUGUGAGAGUCAGAACGCGAUUGUUGGUGCGUAAAGUCAAAAGGACUAUCUUUAAUAAACCAUAAAAAAAGAUAAUUGAUAUAUGUACGUUUCGACUCUUUUUGAGUCAUCCUCAGCAACUUCGAACCGAUGAAAUAAGAUGUCUCAUCUCAUGCUCCACGUGGGCUCUAGGAUAUCCUGGAUAUCCACAUAUCUUGGAAUUGCAGGUUACAUUCGUCAUCCUGACGUAUAAUAAGGUUACGAACCUGUUCUAAUAGAUCCCUGAGGCUCUCAUUAGAAAGAGAACAGCGAGAAGAUGUCUUCCUUGACCGCCAAAUCGACGUUGACGAUGCGGACCUUUCCCUGCGCGUCACGAAAUAUUUAAAUUACAUUUUGCUAAUUAUACACGUUGUUUUAAUUUAACAACAAAAAUCUAUAUACUGUAUCCACCAAUAAGAAUUACUUAUAAAGUAAAAGUCAUGUGUAUUAAAAGAUUAAUAAAAAAUUUUUAUACACAGAAA
This is a messenger RNA of Vollenhovia emeryi, 2659 nucleotides long. Its product is annotated as cytochrome P450 4g15-like. Lineage: Eukaryota; Metazoa; Arthropoda; Insecta; Hymenoptera; Formicidae. The transcript has 9 exons. The record is from RefSeq and is a predicted model, not a curated record. Gene Ontology annotation, molecular function: oxidoreductase activity, acting on paired donors, with incorporation or reduction of molecular oxygen; heme binding; iron ion binding. The coding region runs from base 16 to 1743 and encodes 575 amino acids.